GGGAGUCUCUGCUAACUGAGCCGAUGAUUGGUUAUAAAUAGUACUAAAGUGAAGGCGUGUGUCUCGCGUAAGACUUACGUAACGACUGCACGCAUUGAGUGCAUGAUAUGCCUCUCUGUGCUCGUGGUCUGUGUCACCGCUUCUGGCAUUGCAUUGGACAGACAGACUGAGGUAGUGGUACUUCACAUCAUUACUCAAACAACACAUACAUAGCACUGACAGUACAGCUCUGACAACUUCUUAACCAGUCGUUCGUCUCCAGUCUGGCUCCACAUCCCUUAUCCUGACAUCAAUUUGUGAAACAAGAGUUGUCUCACAUUUUUGUUAAAACUCUUCACACUAUUUAUUAGUGAAACGUGUUUUUCACUGUCGAAAGUCAUUAUCAGAAGAAAUCAAUCGCAAGAAUGGGAUUCAAUAAGAAUAAGACACAUCUACCCGAAGACUCAUUGAAUUGUAGUCCAGAGCACAACAAUCUGAUUGUUGUCGACAAUAUGAUGAGCACCUGGAGUCCCAACAAAACAAAUAUCAAUUCAGAAAUGGAGCCGAAGUCAAGAUUUGGAAGAAUAGUGACAAAUAUAUUGAAGAUAAUAGCAUUGAUAAUACUGUUAUAUUUCUUCAUUUGUUCGCUUGACUUCUUGAGUUCCGCAUUUCGAUUGGUUGGAAGUCGAGCUGUUGGAAGAAUAAUAGCUGAUAGCGAACUACUGAAGAAUCCGGUGGUGGGGCUCAUGAUUGGAGUGUUGGUCACAGUUCUGGUACAGUCAUCGUCGACAUCGACAUCGAUUGUCGUAACAAUGGUUGGCUCCCAUUUAAUCAAAGUACGGAACGCCAUACCGAUUGUGAUGGGCGCCAACAUCGGCACCUCUGUUACCAAUACUAUUGUGUCACUCAUGCAGGCGACCGAUCGAAAUGAGUUCCGACUGGCCUUCGCCGCCGCAACCGUUCACGAUAUGUUCAAUUGGCUCACCGUUAUUGUCCUUUUACCACUUGAAGUGUCCACUCAUUACUUAGAAAUUAUUACCGAUAAUCUCAUUCAAGCCAAUUGGGAAAGAGAUACCAAUACCAACACUGAGUUCUUGGGCCGACUAACCAAACCGUUUACUAAACUGAUUAUUGAGCUCGAUAAGAAAGUUUUGGCGCAAAUCACGAGCGGUCACGAGUCAAGUAAUGUCACUCAAUCUCUCAUUAAAAAAGGCAAUUCCUUGUUUUAUAAAUUCAAUUUGAGUGAUACGAUCGCUGGUAUUGUAUUACUGGCCCUAUCGUUGGUCGUGUUAUGUGUUUGUCUAGUUUUGAUGGUUAAACUGCUUCACUCUAUGCUUAAAGGACAGAUAGCAGUCGUCAUAAAGAAGACAAUGAACAGAGAAUACCAGUUCCCAUAUUCAAUACUUGUUGACUAUUUGGCAAUACUUGUCGGAUGUAUUCUCACUAUUUUAGUCCAAAGUAGUUCAAUAUUUACAUCAGCUCUGACACCAUUGGCUGGCAUUGGAGUCAUAUCUCUGGAAAGGAUGUAUCCCUUGACUUUGGGAUCUAAUAUUGGCACCACUACUACAGGUCUAUUAGCAGCUCUGGCGGCCGAUUCAAGUAGUCUGAAAAGUACUCUUCAAUUGGCAUUUUGUCACUUAUUUUUCAACAUUUCUGGUAUUUUACUUUUCUAUCCGAUACCAUUCAUGCGAUGGCCAAUAGGGUUGGCCCGUAUGUUAGGCAACAUAACAGCCAAAUACCGAUGGUUUAGUGUCUUCUACUUAGUGAUGAUGUUCUUCUUGUUGCCGCUCACUGUGUUUGCUCUGUCAAUGACCGGCACGUGGACUCUCAUAAUCAUUGGUGGACCGGUUUUAUUGGUCUUCUUUAUAGCAAUUGUGAUAAACUUAAUUCAACGUAAGAAACCCAAUCUUUUGCCUCUAAAGUUGCAAAACUGGAAUUUCUUACCGCUUUGGAUGCAUUCAUUGGAACCAAUUGAUGAAGUGAUUGCCAAAUGUGUCGAAAGGUGCUCUUGUCUGGCCUGUUGUGUCGGUUCGCAGUCCAGACACGACGCUCCCGCUCUCGCAGCUCUUAAUCAAAACACCAAUCAAUCACAGCUUCAUAUUUUGGGUCAGAUAUCUAACUCUAAUAGUAGUACUCAACUCAAACACAUCUACGAAAAUGAUGGUUAUAUCUUGCACUGGGAGAGUGUCAGACUUAACCAACAAUUAAAUGAUAAAGAAGUUACUAAUCUUUGA
Molecule: messenger RNA, 2213 nt
Organism: Oppia nitens
Lineage: Eukaryota; Metazoa; Arthropoda; Arachnida; Sarcoptiformes; Oppiidae
Product: sodium-dependent phosphate transport protein 2B-like
Exons: 8
Coding region: 405-2213 (602 amino acids)
Biological process (GO): sodium-dependent phosphate transport
Cellular component (GO): membrane
Molecular function (GO): sodium:phosphate symporter activity
Source: RefSeq, a predicted model, not a curated record